ACGAGCCGAGUGGGGAGGUCGGGGCUUCCCCUCAGUAGCAACAGCCCUUCCUGGCUGCUCCCGGUGGGACUGACAAAGGCAGACCUCGAGCCUCGCGGCCCCUAGAGGGGGGCCCUCCUCUCCACACACACACACAUUCAGUGGGUGAUCCACGAGCGCCUUGGGUCAUCGCAGGUGCCUGGUAAAUGGUGGAUCUCCCCACCCCUCCUCAACACACAGAAAACAGGGCGGGCAGCGGACGCCACUGCACUGUCAAUGAGUAACUCACCUCUGUGGUGCACCCUGGGAGCUGAGCAGGAGGGCUGAGCAGGAGGGCGAAACGGGAAGGCUGGUUUCCCACUGACUGGCAGGCAGAGCAAAUGUGGGCUGUCCUACGGUCCCUCUGCAGGUGGCUCCCACACGGGUCAUGCUGUUGUCUCCUGAUCCGGCCAGCCCUGCCAGGUGACCAUGCCUGCCCUGGGCCCAGCUCUCCUCCAGGUGCUCUGGGCCGGGUGGGUCCUCACCCUCCAGCCUCAUCCACCAGCUGCUUUCACUCCCAAUGGCACGUAUCUGCAGCACCUGGCAAGGGACCCCACCUCAGGCACCCUCUACCUGGGGGCCACCAACUUCCUGUUCCAGCUGAGCCCUGGGCUGCAGCUGGAGGCUACAGUGUCCACUGGUCCUGUGCUAGACAGCAGGGACUGCCUGCCACCUGUGAUGCCUGAUGAGUGCCCCCAGGCCCAGGCUACUAACAACCCGAACCAGCUGCUCCUGGUGAGCCCAGGGGCCCUGGUGGUGUGUGGGAGUGUACACCAGGGAGUCUGUGAGCAGCGCCGCUUGGGGCAGCUCGAGCAGCUGCUGCUGCGGCCAGAGCGGCCUGGGGACACCCAGUAUGUGGCUGCCAAUGACCCUGCGGUCAGCACGGUGGGGCUGGUAGCCCAGGGCUUGACGGGGGAACCCCUUCUGUUUGUGGGGCGAGGAUAUACCAGCAGGGGUGUGGGGGGUGGCAUUCCACCCAUCACAACCCGGGCCCUGUCGCCACUGGACCCCCAAGCCGCCUUCUCCUACGAGGAGACAGCCAAGCUGGCAGUGGGCCGCCUCUCUGAGUACAGCCACCACUUCGUGAGUGCCUUUGCGCGUGGGGCCAGCGCCUACUUCCUGUUCCUGAGGCGGGACCUGCAGGCUCAGUCUAGAGCCUUUCGUGCCUAUGUAUCUCGAGUGUGCCUCCGGGACCAGCACUACUACUCCUAUGUGGAGUUGCCUCUGGCCUGCCAGGGUGGCCGCUAUGGGCUGAUCCAGGCUGCAGCUGUGGCCACGUCCAAGGAGGUGGCGCAUGGGGAGGUGCUCUUUGCAGCCUUCUCCUCAGCUGCACCUCCCACCGUGGGCCGGCCCCCAUCGGUGGCUGCUGGGGCAUCUGGAGCCUCUGCCCUCUGUGCCUUCCCCCUGGAUGAGGUGGACCGGCUUGCUAAUCGCACACGAGAUGCCUGCUAUACCCGGGAGGGCCGUGCUGAGAAUGAGACCGAGGUGGCUUACAUCGAGUAUGAUGUCAAUUCUGACUGUGCACAGCUGCCAGUGGAUACCCUGGAUGCUUAUCCCUGUGGCUCAGACCACACACCCAGCCCCAUGGCCAGCCGGGUCCCACUGGAAGCUACACCAAUUCUGGAGUGGCCAGGGAUUCAGCUAACAGCUGUGGCAGUCACCAUGGAAGAUGGACACAACAUCGCCUUCCUGGGUGAUAGUCAGGGGCAGCUGCACAGGGUCUACUUGGGCCCAGGGAGCGAUGGCCACCCAUACUCCACACAGAGCAUCCAGCAAGGGUCUGCCGUGAGCAGAGACCUCACCUUUGAUGGGACCUUUGAGCACCUCUAUGUCAUGACCCAGAGCACACUUCUGAGGGUUCCCGUGGCCUCCUGUGCUCAGCGCCUGGACUGUGCAUCUUGCCUUGCCCACAGGGACCCAUACUGUGGGUGGUGCGUACUCCUUGGCAGGUGCAGUCGCCGUUCUGAGUGCUCGAGGGGCCAGGGCCCAGAGCAGUGGCUGUGGAGCUUCCAGCCUGAGCUGGGCUGCCUGCGGGUGGCAGCCAUGAGUCCUGCCAACAUCAGCCGAGAGGAGAGGAGGGAGGUUUUCCUAUCAGUGCCAGACUUGCCACCCCUGUGGCCAGGGGAGUCGUAUUCCUGCCACUUUGGGGAACAUCAGAGUCCUGCCCUGCUGACUGGUUCUGGUGUGAUGUGUCCCUCCCCAGACCCUAGUGAGGCCCCAGUGCUGCCAAGAGGAGCCGACCAUGUCUCCGUGAGCGUGGAGCUUAGGUUUGGCACCGUUGUGAUCGCCAAAACUUCCCUCUCCUUCUAUGACUGUGUGGCGGUCACUGAGCUCCAUCCGUCUGCGCAGUGCCAGGCCUGUGUGAGCAGCCGCUGGGGGUGUAACUGGUGCAUUUGGCAGCACCUGUGCACACACAAGGCCUUGUGUGACUCCGGGCCCAUGGUGGCAAGCCGUCAGAGCCCGUUUGUCUCCCCAGCCCCUCGUGCAAGAGACGGACCCAGCCCCUCCCCACCCACAGCCUCUAAAGCCCUGGUCACCCCUGCUCCUGACCCCCUUCCUGUGGAGCCUGGGGCUCCCUCCACUGCCACAGCUUCGGACAUCUCACCUGGGCCCAGUCCUUCCAUGCUCAGCCCCUGGGGCCCGUGGACAGAUCCCGGCCCCAUACCUUCCCCCACCUCCACAGAGUCACCUCUCCAUGAGGAGCCCCCCUCUCCUAGCCCCUCAAAUGGGCCUGGAACCGCUCUCCCUGCCCCCACUGACUUCAGACCCACAGACAUACCUGAGGACCUCUCGGCCUCCCCGCUGUCACCCUCAGAGGCAGCAGCAGUGCCCCCUGCAGACCCUGGCCCCAAGGCCCUUCCUCCCACAGUGCCCCUGGACCCGCCCCCUGCCACUGUUCCUGCCACCACUUUCCCAGGGGCCAUGGGCUCCAUGAAGCCCGCCCUGGACUGGCUCACGAGAGAAGGCGGCGAGCUGCCCGAGGCGGACGAGUGGAUGGGGGGUGACACACCCGCCUUCUCCACUUCCACCCUCCUCUCAGGUGAUGGAGACUCAGCAGAGCUUGAGGGCCCUCCCGCCCCCCUCAUCCUCCCGUCCAGCCUCGACUACCAGUAUGACACCCCCGGGCUCUGGGAGCUGGAAGAGGUGACCUCGGGGGCAAGCUCCUGCCCCUGUGUGGAGAGCAUUCAGGGCUCCACUUUGAUGCCGGUCCAUGUGGAGCGGGAAAUCCGACUGCUAGGCAGGAACCUGCACCAUUUUCAGGAUGGCUCAGGAGACAAUGAGUGUGUGAUGGAGCUGGAGGGCCUCGAGGUGGUGGUUGAGGCCCGGGUCGAGUGUGAGCCGCCUCCAGAUACCCAGUGCCGUGUCACCUGCCAGCAGCACCAGUUCAGCUAUGAGGCUCUGCAGCCAGAGCUCCGUGUGGGGCUGUUUCUGCGUCGGGCUGGCCGUCUGCGUGUGGACAGUGCUGAAGGGCUGCAUGUGGUACUGUAUGACUGUUCCGUGGGACAUGGAGACUGCAGCCGCUGCCAAACCGCCAUGCCCCAGUAUGGCUGUGUGUGGUGUGAGGGGGAGCGUCCACGUUGUGUGACCCGGGAGGCCUGUGGUGAGGCUGAGGCUGAGGCUGUGGCCACCCAGUGCCCAGCGCCCCUCAUCCACUCGGUGGAGCCACUGACUGGGCCUGUAGACGGAGGCACCCGUGUCACCAUCAGGGGCUCCAACCUGGGCCAGCAUGUGCAGGAUGUGCUGGGCAUGGUCACGGUGGCUGGAGUGCCCUGUGCUGUGGACACGCAGCAGUAUGAGGUCUCCAGCAGCCUCGUGUGCAUCACCGGGGCCAGUGGGGAGGAGGUGGCCGGAGCCACAGCGGUGGAGGUGCCAGGAAGAGGACGCGGCGUGUCAGAGCACGACUUUGCCUACCAGGACCCAAAGGUCCAUUCUAUCUUCCCGGCCCGCGGUCCCAGAGCUGGUGGCACCUGCCUUACACUGAAUGGCUCCAAGCUCCUGACUGGGCGGCUGGAGGACAUCCGAGUGGUGGUUGGAGACCAGCCUUGUCACUUGUUGUCGGAACAGCAGUCAGAACAGCUGCGGUGUGAGACCAGCCCACACCCUGCGCCUGCCACGCUCCCUGUAGCUGUGUGGUUUGGGGCUACGGAGCGGAGACUUCAACAUGGCCAGUUCAAGUACACCUCCGACCCCAACAUCACCUCUGCUGGCCCCACCAAGAGCUUCCUCAGUGGAGGGCGUGAGAUACGGGUCCAUGGCCAGAAUCUGGAUGUGGUGCAGACGCCAAGAAUUCGAGUGACCGUUGUCUCAAGAAUGCUGCAGCCCAGCCAGGGGCUUGGACGGAGGCGCCGCUUGGUCCCGGAAACGGCGUGUUCCCUGGGACCCUCCUGCAGUGGCCAGCAUGUAGGACACCUUUGGUUUGAGGAGCUGUGCCACAUCAACUCCUCCCACCUCAUCACGUGCCGCACACCCGCCCUCCCGGGCCUGCCGGAGGACCCCUGGGUCCGGGUGGAGUUUAUCCUUGACAACCUGGUCUUUGACUUUGCAACACUGAACCCUACACCUUUUUCCUAUGAAGCCGACCCUACCCUGCAGCCACUCAACCCCGAGGACCCCACUAUGCCGUUCCGGCACAAGCCUGGAAGUGUGUUCUCCGUGGAGGGGGAGAACCUGGACCUUGCAAUGUCCAAGGAGGAGGUGGUGGCCAUGAUAGGGGACGGCCCCUGUGUGGUGAAGACACUGACCCGGCACCACCUGUACUGUGAGCCCCCCAUGGAGCAGCCCCUGCCACGGCACCAUGCCCUCCGAGAGGCACCUGACGCUUUGCCUGAGUUCACGGUGCAGAUGGGGAACCUGCGCUUCUCCCUGGGUCACGUGCAGUAUGACGGCGAGAGCCCUGGGGCUUUUCCUGUGGCAGCCCAGGUGGGCUUGGGGUUGGGCACCUCUCUUCUGGCUCUGGGUGUCAUCAUCAUUGUCCUCAUGUACAGGAGGAAGAGCAAGCAGGCCCUGAGGGACUAUAAGAAGGUUCAGAUCCAGCUGGAGAAUCUGGAGAGCAGUGUGCGUGACCGCUGCAAGAAGGAAUUCACAGACCUCAUGACCGAGAUGACCGAUCUCACCAGUGACCUCCUGGGCAGUGGCAUCCCCUUUCUUGACUACAAGGUGUAUGCGGAGAGGAUCUUCUUCCCUGGGCACCGCGAGUCACCCCUGCACCGGGACCUGGGUGUGCCUGAGAGCAGACGGCCCACCGUGGAGCAAGGGCUGGGGCAACUCUCUAACCUGCUCAACAGCAAGCUCUUCCUCACCAAGUUCAUUCACACGCUGGAGAGCCAGCGCACCUUCUCGGCUCGGGACCGCGCCUACGUGGCAUCUCUGCUCACUGUGGCGCUGCAUGGGAAGCUUGAGUACUUCACCGACAUCCUCCGCACCCUGCUCAGUGACCUGGUUGCCCAGUAUGUGGCCAAGAACCCCAAGCUGAUGCUGCGCAGGACAGAGACCGUGGUAGAGAAGCUGCUCACCAACUGGAUGUCCAUCUGUCUCUACACCUUUGUGAGGGACUCUGUAGGGGAGCCUCUGUACAUGCUCUUCCGAGGGAUUAAGCAUCAAGUGGACAAGGGGCCAGUGGACAGUGUGACUGGCAAGGCCAAAUACACCCUGAAUGACAACCGCCUGCUCAGAGAGGACGUAGAGUACCGUCCCCUGACCUUGAAUGCGCUAUUGGCUGUGGGACCUGGGGCAGGAGAGGCCCAGGGCGUGCCUGUGAAGGUCCUCGACUGUGACACCAUCUCCCAGGCCAAGGAGAAGAUGCUGGACCAGCUUUAUAAAGGAGUGCCUCUCACCCAGCGGCCAGACCCUCGCACCCUGGAUGUUGAGUGGCGGUCUGGGGUGGCCGGGCACCUCAUUCUUUCUGACGAGGAUGUCACUUCUGAGGUCCAGGGUCUGUGGAGGCGCCUGAACACGCUGCAGCAUUACAAGGUUCCAGAUGGAGCAACUGUGGCCCUUGUUCCCUGCCUCACCAAGCAUGUGCUUCGGGAAAACCAGGAUUAUGUCCCUGGAGAGCGGACCCCAAUGCUGGAGGAUGUAGAUGAGGGCGGCAUCCGGCCCUGGCACCUGGUGAAGCCAAGUGAUGAGCCAGAGCCGCCCAGGCCUCGGAGGGGCAGCCUUCGGAGUGGGGAGCGUGAGCGCGCCAAGGCCAUCCCUGAGAUCUACCUGACCCGCCUGCUGUCCAUGAAGGGCACCCUGCAGAAGUUCGUGGAUGACCUGUUCCAGGUGAUCCUCAGCACCAGCCGACCUGUGCCGCUCGCUGUUAAGUACUUCUUUGACUUGCUGGACGAGCAGGCCCAGCAGCAUGGCAUCUCCGACCAGGACACCAUCCACAUCUGGAAGACCAACAGGUGGGGUGGAGCCGGGUGGGCUCGAGGUGUGUGUGUGGGUCUUCUCUUCUGCCUCCCCAGCACACUCAUGGGCCACGCUUGCCCUACCCACAGCUUGCCUCUGAGAUUCUGGAUCAAUAUAAUAAAAAACCCGCAGUUUGUGUUCGACGUGCAGACAUCUGAUAACAUGGAUGCGGUGCUCCUUGUCAUUGCACAGACCUUCAUGGACGCCUGCACCCUGGCCGACCACAAGCUGGGCCGGGACUCCCCGAUCAACAAACUUCUGUAUGCACGGGACAUCCCCCGGUACAAGCGGAUGGUGGAAAGGUACUAUGCAGACAUCAGACAGACUGUCCCAGCCAGCGACCAAGAGAUGAACUCUGUCCUGGCUGAGCUGUCCUGGAACUACUCCGGAGACCUUGGGGCGCGAGUGGCCCUGCAUGAACUCUACAAGUACAUCAACAAAUACUAUGACCAGAUCAUCACUGCCCUGGAGGAGGAUGGUACGGCCCAGAAGAUGCAGCUGGGAUAUCGGCUCCAGCAGAUCGCAGCUGCUGUGGAAAACAAGGUCACAGAUCUAUAGGGACCCAGGAGCUACAACCUGCUAUUGCCUCAGCCUGGCCGGGGCAGCCCUGGAAGCUUGUGGGAGAGGCCACCCUCUUAGGUGCCUGUAGUGACUGACAAGCAGAGUUAGUGGAAGGUGACUCCCCGUCUCCUGGUGGCUCUGGCCUCAGGCCUGCUGGACCCACCUCCCAGGCCCCGGGGCCUCAAGGCUCAUGGGGUGGUACCCAGCCUGCUCCCCGAACCCAGCAACCCUGUGACACCGGUCUGCAGGGAGUUGGGGACUAAGGGCUUCCAGAGAGUGGCAAGAGCCUCCAGGCCCCUGGGGAGACUGUACUGUUUCUGAACACUGGCCUUGGCCCCACUGGGAUUCAGAGAGGAAGGAGGAGCGCCCCACGCUUCCUGUCUGCCUCCUCUACCAUCCCUGACCUCAGUUGAGCUGCCUCUGGCCUUGUUGCUGCUGCCACAUUCUAGGUCUAAGAGAUAAACACCUCUCCUAGGCCACUGCAGACGGACCCCUCAGCAAGGCUGGCUGCCACAGGCUGCCCUGCCUCACAGCCAUGGUGAGGGCCAUCUGCUGCAGGGGGCUCUUGGGGAGAGUGGUGGCUCCAUUGACCCAGCUCUUAAUUAAAGGCCAAAACACUGCACAGAAUCUGAUGUGUGAGCCUGGCCCAGCCCCUCGCUACUAGGAGGGUGGCAGCUAUGCCUGGCAGGUACCAGGGGGAGGUGGUAUCUGCACCCUGGGAGAGUCUCAUGGUCUCCCCAUCAUAUCCCAGACUGCAGGACUGGCUGAGGCGCUCCUUGACCCCUGAGCAGGGCCUUGUGGGGGUCACAGCUUCUGUGAAGUAAGAAGCGCAUCUGGGGCAGGGUUGGUGGCUGAGAUAGAGGGGUCUACAGUUUCUUCAAGGGGGUCCACUUUAUCUGCAGUUUGCGUAUCCUCACUUCUCCGCUCAUGUUCUAUUUGUCUUGAAAGGGACUAGGAAAGGAUGACAUCAUUACAGGCAACUGUAGGCAGAGGGAGUCUCAAGGACCGUUUUUCAUAGUCCUGUUCCUGGACUUAGGGUUUCUGUGUUGAUUUCCAAAUCAGGGCCUCCUGGGGCCGGCUCCUAAACUGACUGCCUGCAUGAAAGCUGUCUUAUAUGGUUUUUCCUAAUUGGUAGCUGGAGGUAAGCUUGGAGACUGUCUUAUCUGGUCUCAUGUUGCUAGCUGGGUCUGUAGGGCAGGGGGUUGAUAAUCCUCUUGACCGAGACCACCCUCAGCCUCAGCAGAAGGCCAGCCCCCCAUGGAACAGAUGAGAUAGGGUGGCAGCUAUGCCUGGCAGAUGAGAGGAGGGCCCUUCAGCCUUGAGGCCUUCAGAGGGCUCAUCCCUUUGGCCCUCUGCUUACUCUCCAUAACCCAGCGACUCUCAGUGUUUCCUCCCACCUGGCACACACUCCGUCCUCCCCUCAGGGGUCUUCAAUGAGUGUUUAAGAGGCAGAGACUGAUAGAAUUCCAGGAGGACUCCUAUCCCCUGCCUCUUUUUGGCCCUAAAUAAAGCUGUCUACAGGGUCCUUGUCCCUAAAGAGCCAUGUUGGUCUUGUCUGCCAGGGGUGGUCAUAGUUGCUAUUCUUUGCAGUGGCUCCAAUGUCCCUUUCCCAUUUCUGCUGGAUGUGGGGACCACAGUGAGGUCAGCAGCCAGGUGCCAUCAUUUGGGAGCAUGUGAGCUUGGAUGCUCUGGCCAGGUUUUCAUAGCCACCCAGAAUGGUCCUAACUCUCCUCCAUUGGCUGCUCUGGCCAAACCGUGGAAUUGAUCUCCAUCUUGACCAUCUCAGGGAGCAGGGCAGAUGGGAAAUCCAGUUUGGGGUGGAAUUCAAGCAGGCACAGAGGGAAGCAGCCUUGGCCAACAUCACAGACCUCGACAGAGCCAUGCCUCUGUUCCAGAAGCCUCCUGGGGUAGGGAGGCCAUGUGCCUGUAUGCUUGGGCACGUGCCCAUGGGAGGGGUGAGUAAUGAACCUGCUCUGAGUCACUCACUGAGUCAUGGCUCGGCCGGCACAGAACAUUGUUAUCAUAACAGACAUAAAGAAGAAAAACCUGGCA
Sapajus apella (tufted capuchin) is the source of this 9024-nucleotide messenger RNA. It is a transcript of the gene PLXNB1, whose product is annotated as plexin B1. The coding region runs from base 448 to 6969 and encodes 2173 amino acids. The record is from RefSeq and is a predicted model, not a curated record. Lineage: Eukaryota; Metazoa; Chordata; Mammalia; Primates; Cebidae. Gene Ontology annotation, biological process: regulation of cell migration; negative regulation of cell adhesion; regulation of GTPase activity. Gene Ontology annotation, cellular component: semaphorin receptor complex. Gene Ontology annotation, molecular function: protein binding; semaphorin receptor activity. The transcript has 37 exons.